AUGUUGCGAGGCGUGACAACUUUCGCUCUCUUUACCGCCGUUUCAGCAUCUUGUGCUGAGAACCCCUCCCUUCCGGAGUGUGCCGCACGCGGUAGCGAACUUCUUCAGAAGAAUGCCGUCAGAGGCGGAAUCCAAACACAUUCCGCGGAGAUGAUGAGUUUUGAGGCAUUGAAGGAACAGACCGUCCUAUCCUUCGCAGAGGCGAAAAAGAUUCGCAGUCGCAGCAAGCUGCUGAUCGAACAGAAGGAUCAACUGAUUCGGAAUCACCAGGUGAAGAUGAUGAAAAGCUUCAGCGAUGGCACUUGCUUGGAGCAUGCUAGAGAUGGCUUCCACGACUUCAUCGACUCCUCAGGUCUCGCAGAGGAGCUGAGCGAUGCGGAGGUGACGGCCUUCCAGGAACGACUGAUGGAGGAGAUGGAGGUCUUGUGCAAGCACCAUGGCACGGACACCAUCCAGGACCCCCAGCAACAGGCGACCGUUUUCAUCGCCGAUUUGUUGGAGGCGCUGCGUGCCGAGAUGCCUGUGCUGUCGGAGAGGCUCUUCCACCUGCUACAGCAGGAGGCCAGCUACACCCUGCACUUCACCGCCUGGUUGGCCAACUUUUCCGCGGCGGAUUUCCAGCGGCGCACAGGGAUCACCCAUACGGAUGAGACGGUGAAUGCGUCCAUGCUGCAAACCCAUGCGAUCACUGACAACAUCAUGACCCGCAGUCUGCCUGCGAGCUUCGAAUCUGCCAGCGAAUGGCCCGAAUGUGCGGAGAUCAUCAUGCGCAUCCACAACCAAGGUCAAUGUGGCAGUUGUUGGGCUUUCGGAGCAUCUUCUGCCUUGGACGCCCGCCUCUGCAUCGCCACAAAGGGCGUCUUCAGCGGCCCAAGGGCGCAGCUCUCGCGGGGCUUCGUGGCUUCCUGCGCUCCACCCAACAACGGGGAUGGCUGCCAGGGCGGAUGGUCAGAUUGGGUCUUUGACCUGAUGGCUGGAGGAGGAGUGCCCACCGGAGGUGAUUUGGGCUGUCACCCCUACUUCGGCCAUGGCGAGGGCACGGAACAUUUCGCCGUCAGUGGCAGUGCGCCACCAUGUCCCACGCAGUGUGGCAACAGUGGGUUCGGACGAACGCUCGGGGAGGACAAAUUCACCUUGACCACUCGCAAAUACAUCACCAUCGCCAGUUACUACCAUCCCUACCCCGAGAAGGUUUACCACUUGGCACGGGAGGCUUUGUUGCAGGGUGGACCCAUCCCUGCCUACCUCUAUGCAGAUUCGGGUUUCAUGGCCUAUGGUGGUGGCAUCUACACCCAUGGCUGCGACAGCAGUGCCAACCAUGCCAUUACGGUGGUGGGCUACGGCCCGGACUAUUGGAACUGUCUGAACUCUUGGGGCGAAGGCUGGGGAGUCAGGGGAACUUUCAAGGUGGGCCUUUGCGUCCUCACAGACUUCCAAAUACCCAGCCAUAGCUUGGCGGGUGACAGCUCGGGCUACAGCUUUCCAUUGGAAGGGAACAGCUCCAGCCCUACCUCUGGGCUGAACCCUUCCACUGAGUACACCAGUGUGGAAGCCCUGGCGAAGGAAGUUGACGUUGCGUGCCAGGGCACCAAUUGGGGCUACUGCGAGUUCCCAACCAUCAGCCCUUGCAAGGUGGAUGCAGCAGGGUGCAUCAGCAGCCCUGACUAUGACCCCUUCCUAGGCAACCUGUACCCUGAUCAUUCUGCCUGUAGCUUUGACGUCAAGGAAAAGGUGGCGAUGGAAGUGGAGGAUUUCAAUGUGGAAGCUGGCUAUGACUUUGUGAUUGUCAAUAAUGUGGCAUUCAGUGGCUCCUCUACUCCUCAUGGAAAGGUGGGGAUGACAUCUCCAGAGCAGGUGCCGGAGCCCAACAGCAUCAUUCAAUGGUACGCAGACUACAGCGUGAGAAUGACAGGCUUCAAGAUUUGUCACCGACCCUUGGGACCCUGUAAAGGCUCCGAGCGCUUUGAGCGCUCGAAGAGAGUGGAACUGCUGAAGACAGUCGAGGCGCUGAAAAGAUAUGAUCUCACUCUGAAGGAGUACACCAUUCUCUUUGCCUCGCUGUCCGCCCCGCUCUGGCCCCACGCCCUGCAUGGUCUUCACAGUCUCGGAGCUCGUCGCCUGCAGCCGGAUGCGGCGGCGCGGCACAGCGCGCUGCGGAUCGCUGGCUGGCGACGGGCGCAAUCCUUGCUGCAGCUGGAAUUGAAGCUUCACCGAGAGGGAGACAGCCGAGAUGUCACGGAUGCCGCCGCCCUGGCGGCUGGAGGCUACGGCAAGGCGGCACUGUGGCCUAUGGUGAGUUCUCUAAUGGCGUGCCUGCAGCACCGCUCCCUGCAGCCCUCCUUGCGCCUGGUCACCGCAGCCCUCGGCACCCUGGCUGCGCAGUGGCGUCGCGCGGCGGCGCUGACUUCGACGGAGGCGACGGAGGCGAUGGAUGCGCGGUUGGUGACGACGGCGGCAGGGGCCUAUAACAGGGCUCAGCAGUGGUUGUUCUCAUUGCGUUUGCUGAAGCGUGUGGAAUAUCUGUCAACGGACCCGCAGCUACAAGGCGUCUUGGUGGAUGCAUUGGCCAAGGGUCAGCAGCUUCCCAUGCUGCUUGAGACCUUGCAGUGGCGGCUGCGGCCCAACCUCAUCACCAUGACGGCUGCGCUGGGUGCAUGUGGACCUGACUCGGUGGGAGGAUUGAAGUCCUGGCAACUGGGGCUUCACAUGGCCCAGGCUCAGGAAGGUGCAGAUGUGGUGCUUUACAACCACUUGGUGUCAAUGUGUGAUAGAAUUGGCCACUGGGAACUGGCCCUGUUUUUGGGUCUUCGCGGCUGUCGUCAAGCGUCCCUGCGUUCGGACUUGGUGACUUGGAACUCCCUGGCCAGCGCGGCCACAUCCCAAUGGGAGACGGUGGCCACCCUGUUGCAGUCCAUGGGUAGCCGCAUGCUGCGGCCGGGCAUCGAAGCUGUUGGGGCGAUGCUCAGCGCUGCAAGGAGGGCGGGCAUUUGGGACGUCGCCAUGAAAAGCUUCGCGACGCUGAACGCGGAAGCCUUCGAUCGCCCCGUUGCCAUGGCGAUCGGUGCUUGUGACUUUAGUUCCCACUGGCCUCAUGGCGUGCACCUUUUGGAGAUGGCCGUGCCCGUGGGGCCUGGGACCUCUGGGAGGGGCCACGAAAGCUGCGCGGCGCUGGUGGAUUGCUGCAGCAAAGCUGGCUGCUGGCGGCGGGCAGCAGACACCCUGGUGGAGAUGCAGGGAAGAUCGAUGGAUGCUGGAGCUAUGGGUGGAAAGCCUGGAAUCCCCCGAUUUAAGGACGGUUCAGUUCCCAUUUUUAGAGGUGAGAUCCCCAUGUUAGGUUUGAUUUUGGUGGGUGAAAUCCACAUUUCUGUUCUUCAAAACCCACGUUUUUGCUCCGUGAAAUGACAUGUUUGCACCUCAGGUCAGAUGGCCCUUGCAGCGGCCAGGAACGGCAAGGCGCCCUGGUGGCACUGCGUGGCGUUUCUGCAGCAGUUCCAGGGCUUGGCCAUGGACCCGGAACCUUCAGUUUUUUGCGCAGCGCUGAUAGCGUGCGAAGGGACAGGUGAUGUCAAGGGAAGAGACACCGCCUCACCUCUGUUGGAGCAACUGCAGGGCCGUUUGGAGCGUUUUCUGCGC
Molecule: messenger RNA, 3633 nt
Organism: Cladocopium goreaui
Lineage: Eukaryota; Dinophyceae; Suessiales; Symbiodiniaceae
Source: the annotation of a GenBank genome assembly